AGUGGAGGCCUUCCGGCUGGCAAGUCCAAGGUGCGACGGCGGAGACGCUGUGGGCAUUGCCGGCCUAGCUUCCCCUGGCCCGGGCAGGCCGUCCUGGGGUCAGCCAGUCGGAGCACGCCGAGACAGAAACGGCCUCCGCCAGUCAAGAACUCUCAAAAGCACUUUGCCAUGGAUCUAGAAGAUGAAGAGAACAUGAGUUCCAGCAGCACUGACAUCAAGGAGAACCGUAGUCUGGACAUCGUGUCCCCCAAGGACGGCAGUGCCCCUGGGCCUGGUGAGGGCCUGCAGCUCCCUGGUGGGGGCAGCAGUGGCACUGGCCGGAAGCGGCCCCUGGAGGAGGGCAGCAAUGGCCACUCCAGGUACCGCCUGAAGAAGCGGAGGAAAGCGCCAGGGCCCGUGCUGCCCAAGAAUGCACUGAUGCAGCUGAACGAGAUCAAGCCCGGCCUGCAGUACACGCUGCUCUCCCAGACGGGGCCCGUGCACGCCCCGCUCUUCGUCAUGUCCGUGGAGGUUAACGGGCAGGUCUUCGAGGGCUCCGGCCCCACCAAGAAGAAGGCAAAGCUGCAUGCUGCAGAGAAGGCCCUGAGGUCCUUCGUCCAGUUUCCCAAUGCCUCCGAGGCCCACCUGGCUAUGGGUAGGACCCUGUCCGUGCACACAGACUUCACUUCUGACCAGGCCGACUUCCCUGACACGCUCUUCAAUGGCUUCGAGACCCCAGACCGGGUGGAGUCCUUCUGCAUGGGCUCCAACGGAGACGAGUCCCUCAGCUCCAGCGGGGACCUCAGCCUGUCGGCCUCACCUGUGCCCGCCAGCCUUGCCCAGCCCCCCCUGCCGGGCCCACCACCCUUCCCGCCGCCCAGCGGGAAGAACCCUGUGAUGAUCCUGAACGAGCUGCGUCCAGGGCUGAAGUAUGACUUCCUCUCUGAGAGCGGGGAGAGCCAUGCCAAGAGCUUCGUCAUGUCCGUGGUGGUGGACGGCCAGUUCUUCGAGGGGUCGGGCAGGAACAAGAAGCUGGCCAAGGCUCGGGCUGCACAAUCGGCCCUGGCCACCAUCUUCAACCUGCACCUGGACCAGACGCCAUCACGCCAGCCCGUGCCCAGCGAGGGGCUGCAGCUGCACCUGCCACAGGUGCUGGCAGACGCCGUCUCGCGCCUGGUCCUGGGUAAGUUCAGUGACCUGACAGACAACUUCUCCUCACCUCACGCACGCAGAAAAGUGCUGGCCGGAGUCGUCAUGACCACAGGCACAGACGUGAAGGACGCCAAGGUGAUCAGUGUGUCCACGGGGACCAAGUGCAUCAAUGGGGAGUACAUGAGCGACCGCGGCUUGGCGCUGAACGAUUGCCACGCGGAGAUCAUCGCCCGCCGCUCCCUGCUCAGGUUCCUCUACACGCAGCUGGAGCUCUACCUGAAUAGCAAAGAGGACCAGAAGAGCUCCAUCUUCCAGAAGUCGGAGCGCGGAGGGUUCCGGCUGAAGGACACCGUGCAGUUCCACCUGUACAUCAGCACCUCUCCCUGCGGAGACGCCCGGAUAUUCUCGCCCCACGAGCCGGUGCUCGAAGGUGUGAGGCUGGACCAGCAGGCAGCAGAACCCUCAGAUCGACAUCCAAACCGCAAAGCGAGGGGACAGCUGCGGACAAAAAUUGAGUCUGGCGAGGGGACGAUCCCGGUGCGGUCGAACGCCAGCAUCCAGACGUGGGAUGGGGUGCUACAGGGGGAGAGGCUGCUGACCAUGUCCUGCAGCGACAAGAUAGCACGCUGGAACGUGGUGGGCACCCAGGGCUCCCUGCUCAGCAUCUUCGUGGAGCCCGUCUACUUCUCCAGCAUCAUCCUGGGCAGCCUGUACCACGGCGACCACCUCUCCAGGGCCAUGUACCAGCGCAUCUCCAACAUCGAGGACCUGCCGCCCCUCUACACCCUCAACAAGCCCCUGCUCAGCGGCAUUAGCAACGCAGAGGCGCGGCAGCCGGGCAAGGCGCCCAACUUCAGCGUCAACUGGACGGUCGGUGACAGCGCCCUGGAGGUCAUCAACGCCACCACGGGGAAGGACGAGCUGGGCCGCCCCUCGCGCCUGUGUAAGCACGCGUUGUACUCUCGCUGGAUGCGUGUGCACGGCAAGGUGCCCCCCCACUUGCUGCGGACCAAGAUCAUCAAGCCCACCACCUACCACGAGUCCAAGCUGGCGGCUAAGGAGUACCAGGCCGCCAAGGCCCGCCUCUUCACCGCCUUCAUCAAGGCAGGGCUGGGCGCCUGGGUGGAGAAGCCCACGGAGCAGGACCAGUUCUCCCUCACGCCCUGACCCGUGGGCCCAGCUCAGGGUGCAGGGCUGUCCGCCCCACACCAUCCCCGAACCUCACGUCUGGACUGGGGCAGGCUCACACCUCGGCGAGGGCCCAGGGACACUGUGUCCUGCACCAUCUCCAAACCUCACCUCUGAACUCGGGCAGGCACACACCCCGGUGAGGCACGGGCCAGGGACCACUGGCGUCACGCACCCGACCAGGGCAGGUGUGGGGCUGUGGGGUGCCGGGCAUCUCACGUCUGCACUGGGACAGGUGCACUCAUGUCCCUUCCUGAGUCAUCCAGUGACUGCUUCCAACUCCAGUUUACGUUAGAGAUCGAGUUCUACUGAGUAGGGCUUCGUGAGUGUAGGAACGGAGACACGGCUGCGUGUGAGAUCCUCGAAUAAAUAAUUUAUUCAGAGCUAGGAA
Ictidomys tridecemlineatus (thirteen-lined ground squirrel) is the source of this 2710-nucleotide messenger RNA. It is a transcript of the gene Adarb1, whose product is annotated as adenosine deaminase RNA specific B1. NCBI's taxonomy places the organism in Eukaryota, Metazoa, Chordata, Mammalia, Rodentia, Sciuridae. The record is from RefSeq and is a predicted model, not a curated record. Gene Ontology annotation, cellular component: cytoplasm; nucleolus. Gene Ontology annotation, biological process: adenosine to inosine editing; RNA processing. Gene Ontology annotation, molecular function: double-stranded RNA adenosine deaminase activity; adenosine deaminase activity; double-stranded RNA binding.